UAAUAACUUUUCUUCACCAUAGAACUUUAAGUUAACAACAAUUAGUAAUGAAAUCGGUAGCUUUGAUCGCUUUGAUGAGUAUUGUGGCUGUGGCUUUAGGUGCUCCUAAGACCAGCGACAAGUCAGACAUGAUGAUGAUGGAAGACACAAAUACUGAUCACAAAGAGGAAACACAUAAGUAUAGAUCAUAUGGAGCUCCAUCUUACGGACCACCACCACCACCAGCAUAUGGUCCAUCACCAUCCUAUGGCCCAGCACCUGCAUAUGGUCCUGCUCCUGCACCUGUCCCAAAACCUAGCUAUGGUGGAUCAUACAGUCAUGCUCCAGCUCCAGCCCCACAAUAUGCUCCAGCACCAUCGUACAAACCAGCUCCAGCACCAUCUUACAAGCCAGCUCCAGCACCAUCAUACGCACCUGCCCCAGCACCGUCAUAUGCUCCAGCUCCUGCACCAUCAUACGCACCAGCCCCAACACCAUCAUACGCUCCAGCACCAGCACCUUCAUACGGACCAGCCCCAGCACCAUCAUAUGCUCAUGGCCCAGCACCUAAACCAUCUUAUGCACCAGCUCCAAAGCCAUCAUACGCCUCAGCACCAAAACCAUCAUACGCACCUGCCCCAGCUCCAUCAUACGCACCAGCACCUAAGCCAUCAUAUGCACCAGCCCCAGCUCCAUCAUACGCACCUGCAUCUAAGCCAUCAUAUGCACCAGCCCCAUCUCCAUCAUACGCACCUGCAUCUAAGCCAUCAUACGCACCUGCUCCAGCUCCAUCAUACACUCCAGCACCAGCCUCAUACCCAGCCCCACCAUGCCCCAAGAGCUACUUGUUCAGCUGUGCCCCACACGUACAACACGUCCCUUGCUCUGCAGGUGGCUACUAAAUUAUGUAAUACGGGAAAAUGCAUACUCAUCGAUCUUAGAACCAUUUCAUAUAUCAUUGUUUUAUAUAUCAUUUUUAUAAAUAAAUAGAAUAAUAAUUGAAUAUUUAAACUUGCAACUUUUCUUGGUGAUUCCAAUUUUUUUUUUAGUGUUCCCAUUUAUAUUUAACCAAACAACAGAAAAAUAUCGUGGCAAAAUUGCUGACAAAAAGUUUAUGUUAUUUCGAAAUGAUGAUAUUUUAUAUUUCCUCACUUCUUGGCAUCAAGCCUGAAUAAAAAGAGCUUGAUGUGAUUUGCAUGAACUAGUUGAAGUUCUCCUAUCUUACGGAUCAAAAUGAAAAUACUUUCGGCUCUUGUAAUCAUUCUGUGUAGUUGUAUUGCAGUUACAGUAGCACUUCCAUCUGAAAUUGCAUCUGGAAAAAGCAUUUCGACACCUUGUGGAUGUGAUGCUAUGGAAACAGUGAAAAGACACGAACGUAAUACACCACCAUUUGAUGAAUUAUCUCACCAUGCUUGUGGUUGUGGUAAAUCUAAUGAUCCUCUGAAAAGAUCGCGUCGUUUUGCGAUUAUACAAGCUCAACCUGGCCUCUUAGACGAAUUACUAGCAUCAAGUCACCAUAUUGUGACGAACAAACCAAAGAUUUCUGAAGCUGAUCAUAUUGUUGGAGCAAAAAAACUAAAAAUUCCAGUAAUUUACAAGCCAAAACCUAAAAUUCAUGUUAAAUCUCAUAAAGGCUUUCAACACACAUCAUUCUACGUGGGUUCGGAACGAUCACCUGUAGUUGGAUCGGAAAGAAGUGUGUGUCCCUUUUUGCAACCGGUAAUAGAGAAGCAGCCGGUUGUUGGUUUGGAAAGGAACUAUUAUCCCCAACCCCGUUUGGAAAAUGAGCCAGUAGUUGGAUCAGAAAGAAAUGUUUGUCCAUUUUCACGGCCGGAUUUGGAGAAGGAGCCUAUAAUUGGAACGGAAAGAAAUUAUUAUUCUCAACCGGAGUCUCAGAAAAGUUCUGAAAAUGAGCCUUUAAUUGGAUCGGGUAGACAUUACUAUCCCCAAACGAAACAUCAUCAUGAAAAUCUACCAGUUUCACAGCCUCAACCAAAACAAGAUAAUCAAUAUAAUCCCAUUCCCUGCCCUGUGACUUACAUGGUCAGCUGUUCUCCAGCUCUUCUUCCAGCUCCUUGUCAGCCCCAAAAAUCUGACUAUUAAUUCCAUGUUUGUAUUAUUUGUUUAACUACUUAUGUAAAUAGAUUUGUUAAUUUUCAAAAUAAAUUAAUUUAUUAAGGUUUUGCAAUUUUA
This is a messenger RNA of Eupeodes corollae, 2172 nucleotides long. Its product is annotated as skin secretory protein xP2-like. The coding region runs from base 48 to 881 and encodes 277 amino acids. The transcript has a single exon. The record is from RefSeq and is a predicted model, not a curated record. NCBI's taxonomy places the organism in Eukaryota, Metazoa, Arthropoda, Insecta, Diptera, Syrphidae.